ACUCACGCUUCUACACCCAGUAUUAUGCCACCAGAGCUAGAGCAGACGCUCGCUUUAUUAUCAUCGCAUCAUUCUGUCCUCGGAUAUUUCCUCCUUUCGCGUGGGGACAAUGUUAGUAUCAUACAUCAUUCAGGCGUUGUCUUUGAGGAAGAAGAA
Molecule: messenger RNA, 156 nt
Organism: Suillus paluster
Lineage: Eukaryota; Fungi; Basidiomycota; Agaricomycetes; Boletales; Suillaceae
Exons: 1
Source: RefSeq, a predicted model, not a curated record